Molecule: messenger RNA, 426 nt
Organism: Eruca vesicaria subsp. sativa (arugula)
Lineage: Eukaryota; Viridiplantae; Streptophyta; Magnoliopsida; Brassicales; Brassicaceae
Source: the annotation of a GenBank genome assembly
AUGGCAGACAGUAGAAACGCUGGAAAUAAUAUACCAGACAGUAGUGGUGCGUGGACAGAAGAAACACAUGCACGAACAAAACGUGAAGGGAAUGAUCUUGAAAUUGAUCCUGAGAGACAAGAGAGACUGAAGCAACAAAUGGAAAUCUCUUUGAAAACAAUAGAGAACUCAGAGUUUUACAAAUCAUUCUUGAAACAGCUGACCUCUCCUGAGGUGUCAAGCCACAUUCAAAUCAUGUUAGGCUCUGAAACGCAGCUGCAGAUGGUGAUUUAUGGUUUAGGCAGCAUCGAGUCUGAUGAUGAAAAUCCAAGGUUUCAGCUGAGCAUUGCAAUCCUGAUGAAGAGAGAGUUUGAUUGGAGCGAGAUGUGUAUUGGGUUUUAUGGGCUUUAUAGAAGAAACUGGGCCUUUGGGCUUUACCUUUACUAA